Messenger RNA from Striga asiatica, 2919 nucleotides. Lineage: Eukaryota; Viridiplantae; Streptophyta; Magnoliopsida; Lamiales; Orobanchaceae. The record is from the annotation of a GenBank genome assembly.
AUGGCAUCCAACCCACAAAACCUGGGACAACAACCACCACACAUCAUCAUAAUCCCACCACCUUUCCAGGGCCACAUAAACCCUUCGGUCCAGCUAGCCCUGCACCUCGCCGCCAAGUGCUUCGUCAUCACUUUCGUCAACACCCAAUUCAUCCACCAUCGGAUCAUCACAUCGGCAAGUAAAAUCGACGGUGAAGAUUUGUUCGCCCGAGCACGCGGGUCGGGUCUUGACAUCCGGUACAGGACGAUUAGCGAUGGGUUUCCCCUGUCGUUUGACCGGUCUUUACACCAGGAGCAGUUUAUGAUGGGCCGGAUCCAUGUGUUACCGGCCCAUGUAGACGAGAUUGUGGGCGAGCUAGUGGGCUUGGAUCCCCGGCCCGCUUGCUUGGUCGCGGAUACUUCUUCGACUUGGGGAUAUGAUGUGGCCCGAAAGUAUGGGCUCGUAUUUGUUUCCUUGUGGACUCAACGGGCGGCGGUUUUGUCGAUUUACUGCCACGUGGACUUGUUGAGGGCAAAUGAUAAUCGCGGAAACGCCAUAGAUUACAUACCUGGUGUGAAGCCAUUGGAACCGAAAGACUUAAUGUCGUUUCUCCAAGAAACCGAUACCUCAUCACCGAUGCACCGAGUAAUCCACAAAGCCUUUUCUGAUGUGAAAAAAGCCGAUUUCAUCCUAUGCAAUACCGUGGUAGAGCUCGAGCCCGAACCCAUUUCCGCGCUGAAUGAAAUCCGGCCCACAUAUGCAAUCGGGCCUUUGUUUGAUUCCCACUACUUCACUAACCCAUCCGUCGAAAUGAACUUGUGGGCCGAAUCGGAUUGUGCGCGUUGGCUUGCUACCAAGCCUCAUGGCUCGGUCGUGUACGUUUCUUUUGGUAGCUUUGUGCACACAAAGCAAGAAGAUAUGAUCAAGACGAUUGCAAACGGGCUCAUGCUAAGCGGGCUUGAUUUCAUUUGGGCUUUGAGGCCCGAGAGAGUGAGCUCGGAGCCCGAUGGGUUUCGGGAGAGUGUUAUUGGGAGUAGAGGUUUGGUUGUGCCGUGGUGCAAACAAAAGGCGAUUCUGUCAAAUUCUGCUGUCGGGGGGUUUUUGACGCACUGCGGGUGGAACUCGAUAAUGGAGAGCAUUUGGGCCGGCGUGCCUUUGAUUUGUUUCCCUUCGGAGAAGUUAGAGAAUGCGAUGACGAGGAAUGGAUCGUCGCGAAUGAAUUUCGAUAAAUUUGUGGAGGAUUUGAAAGCCAAAAUGGAGAAGAAAAAGAUAGAACCAAAAAUGGCAACCAACAAAAACCAGAAGCCACACGCUAUAAUGGUGUCCCUUCACCUUCAGGGCCACAUCACCCCCUUCGUCAACCUCGCCCUCAAGCUAGCUUCCAAUGGCUUCACCAUCACUUUCGCCCAUCUCCACUUCGUCCACCGCCAGAUCUCGAAAUCUCAACCCCCCACCACAGCCGCCGCCGCCGCAUCUGACGCCGACGUCUUCUCCCGGGCCCGGGCUUCUGGCCUCGACAUCCGCUACACGACCCUCAGCGACGGGCUCCCAAUCGAUUACGACCGGGCCGCCAAUUUCGACCGGCACCUCGAAUCGUUCAUGUACCAGCUGCCGGACCACGUGGACGAGCUAGUCGGAAAAUUGAUCGCCGCGGACCCAAAUUCCGACUAUUUCCUGGUCGCCGACAGUCUCUGCAUCUGGCCCGAAAAGAUCGCCCGCAAACACAACCUGGUAAACGUCUCCUUCUGGACAGAGCCCGCUCUAGUCUUCUCCCUUUACUACCACUUAGAUCUAUUGAGAGAAAACGGUCACGUCCCCGUCAACGGCCGGCGGGUAAACGUCAAUUACAUCCCCGGAAUCCCAUCGAUUAACACUAAGGACUUCGUAUCAUAUUUUCACGAUUCAGAUUCAGAUCUAACCCUGCUGCACAAGCUAAUGUUUCGGGCCUUCGAUGCAGUGAAAUCCGCCGAUUUCUUUCUCUGCAACACAGUCCAAGAGCUCGAACCCGAUGCCAUAUCCGCCCUGAAUCGAAAACACCCCUUUUACGCUAUUGGGCCCGUCCUCCCACCGGUCCUCUCCCAAAGCCCAAUAGCGACAAGCCUGCUGCCCGAAUUCGACCCAACGGAGUGGCUAAGCUCCCGAGCCCAAAAAUCGGUUCUCUAUGUCUCGUUUGGUAGCCUUGCAAAGGUAGAUAAGAGUGUGAUUACGGAGAUUGCGAACGGGCUUUUGUUGAGUGGGGUUGAUUUUAUAUGGGUCGUGCGGCCCGGGAUAACGGGUAAUUUUGCGUGUUGUGAUGGGAUUUUGCCGGAUGGAUUUGAGGAUAGUGUGAGGGGUAAAGGGUUAAUCGUGCCAUGGUGCGAUCAAAAUCGGGUCUUGUCGAGCCCAGCUGUCGGUGGAUUUUUAACACAUUGUGGGUGGAAUUCGGUUGUCGAGAGCAUUUGGUAUGGUGUGCCGAUGAUUUGUUAUCCCGUUUUUACGGACCAAAUAACGAAUCGGAAAUUGGUGGUCGAUGAUUGGAGGGUCGGGAUUAAUUUGUGUGAUGGUGAGGUUAUCACGGGUGAUGAAGUUAGGGAUAAGAUCGGGAUUUUGAUUAGUAGCGACGGGGAAAGGUCGAAUGAGUUGAGGAGUGAAAUUGGGAAAGUAAGGGAAGUUAUGAAGAAUGGAGUGUCAAAAGAUGGGAGUUCUGAGAGGAAUUUUGCUUCUUUUGUUGAGGAUGUGAAGGGGGAGAUAGUAAGGAGGAAAUUACUUCAUGGAUGUGAAGAAAAAAAUAUGGACUUUGUUGGAGGGGGCCUAUUUGCGACAGGGAUUGCAGUACAAAUUGAGCCAAACUUGGCCAUGCAAUAUAGUUUUAGACUUAGCAGAAAUUGGGAAUAUAUAGCAUGCAAAAGAAGCAGCAGAUUAUAUCAGUAUGGACGUGAAAUUAAUGAAAGGAACUUUAAG